Molecule: messenger RNA, 354 nt
Organism: Plasmopara halstedii
Lineage: Eukaryota; Oomycota; Peronosporomycetes; Peronosporales; Peronosporaceae
Exons: 3
Coding region: 1-354 (117 amino acids)
Source: RefSeq, a predicted model, not a curated record
AUGUCCGAGAUACGAUCUCAACUAGCGCGGCCGGACUGUCAUGAGCAACAAAUCGACUGGAAGCUCAAAAUAUUAAGUGCAACGGGCUACGAAGGCGCUUCUGUCACGGUGCAAGCCAUGGGAUCACCAGAAUCAACUCUUUACGAUAUUUCGAAGGGCCUUGAGCUAUGCUUGGUUGGCAAGGUGAUCCACAGUCUCAAGAGGAUAGAAUUAGUAGCGAUCAAAGCCACGCUUUCAGGUGCUACGGGAAUUAGCAAAUAUAAACCGCGGUGUCUAUAUUGGAACUAUGAUAAGAUGAACAAAACAGGCGGUAUUCGGGAUCACCGGAGAUUCGGUCAGAUAGUCCGGAUAUGA